AUGGCUAUCAAAUACCUCAUCCUCCUUUCACGCCAGGGCAAAGUGCGAUUGGCAAAAUGGUUCACAACCCUUUCUCCCAAGGACAAAGCAAAGAUUAUAAAAGAUGUAUCGCAGCUGGUUCUGGCCAGACGGACACGGAUGUGUAACUUUUUAGAAUAUAAAGACACCAAGAUCGUUUAUCGCCGCUAUGCCUCCCUUUUCUUCAUAGCAGGUUGUGAUUCUACCGAUAAUGAACUCAUCACACUCGAAAUUGUGCAUCGUUAUGUCGAACAAAUGGACAAAUACUAUGGGAACGUGUGCGAGCUCGACAUAAUCUUCAACUUUCAGAAAGCGUACUUCAUUCUCGAUGAACUCCUUCUCGCUGGCGAGAUGCAAGAAAGCAGCAAGAAGAAUGUCCUUAGAUGUAUAGCCCAACAAGACAGUCUUGAAGAUAUGGAGUAUCUUCCGCUACGUGAUUUUGAAGACGUGACGAGCGCACUCAACUUUACCACGCCUGACUGCCACGUUGUUGGAGGGUGCGACCUCUACACCACCAAGGCCGCUGGCUCGGACAAGAAGCUCUACAAGUCCAUUGAAAACACGCUCGAGACACAACACGCCUCCCUGCUUCGUUUGUCUGCUUCCCUGUCCCCGCCGCAACAAGAGUCUCUUGCCGAUUCCCUCAAUCUCUCGCGUUCUUCACCAUUCGGCCCGCUCUCACAGAUAUCCUCUCGCCGUACCUUCGCAUACCUGAUAGCAACACUCAAUGCAUCCCACCCAGAUUACGAUUUCUCGCAUGUUUUGCGCCCGGCAGACUUCCGGCGCGAGCGCUCUCUCCGCGGCGUAAUGCACACCCUCGACACAACACUAUCAAAUCUCAGGCCCUCCACACUUGUGAGCUCGCCUUCGUCAUGGUCGUCCGGACCUAUACCCUCAGGCCUUCGCACACCUGGAGGUAGUACAACGUGGGGCCCACGAAUGUGGCGUCUGAUCGAUGCUGAGAUGGACUUGCGCAAAUGUAGCGUAUACGCGUACGCGCCUGAGGAAGAUCCGUUCGACGGCGACGAGGGUGCAGUGUGGCGCAUGGACUAUUUUUUCUUCAAUAAAGAACGAAAGAGAGUGUGCUACAUGUAUCUGCGCGGACUAAGCGUCAUCAGCCAUUCACCGGUGUUGCGGCCGAUGGGCACUCCGAAGCGCACGCGCAGUGGCAUGGGAGGAAUGUCAGAGCCUACGACACCGAUGACAAGUGGCGCGCGCAAGCGAGCGCGGUAUUGGUUGGGUGAGCGGGCUGAUGGGGAUGAUGUUGAGGGCGGAUGGGGCGAGGACGAUGAGGAUGCUGGGAUAAUAGCUGAACCAGGCGACGAUGAGGUCGAUGUCGAUGAUAUAACGUUGGAUCUACGUGACGUAGAGGUGGAGAGGAGAAGAGCCAUGUCCAUGGCCGUGAGCUCAGACGAGGAAGAAGAUGCUGAGGACGAAGAUGAGGAGGACGAUCUAGACGUGGUGAGACAGGAGCAGAAGCAGCACAGGGCAAUGAGCGAGACGAUGGCUGAUGAGAUGGAGUUCUGA
Messenger RNA from Pseudovirgaria hyperparasitica, 1545 nucleotides. Its product is annotated as Maf1-domain-containing protein. Gene Ontology annotation, molecular function: clathrin-cargo adaptor activity; RNA polymerase III core binding. Lineage: Eukaryota; Fungi; Ascomycota; Dothideomycetes; Acrospermales; Acrospermaceae. Gene Ontology annotation, biological process: vesicle-mediated transport; negative regulation of transcription by RNA polymerase III. Bases 1 to 1545 code for a protein of 514 amino acids. The record is from RefSeq and is a predicted model, not a curated record. Gene Ontology annotation, cellular component: nucleus; AP-1 adaptor complex. The transcript is spliced from 5 exons.